Molecule: messenger RNA, 2147 nt
Organism: Manduca sexta (tobacco hornworm)
Lineage: Eukaryota; Metazoa; Arthropoda; Insecta; Lepidoptera; Sphingidae
Product: TBC1 domain family member 5-like
Biological process (GO): activation of GTPase activity
Molecular function (GO): GTPase activator activity
Source: RefSeq, a predicted model, not a curated record
AUUGACUAUAAUUUUUUUUAAGCUUUUAACUUAUGAGUACAGUCAUUAAAUAAUUUUGACUAUUCACACCACUAAUUUGAACCAAGGACCUCAGAACGGUGCAACACCGCGCACAGAAUAAAAGUAUGCCCCCAAGGCAGUCAUUAAAUACUUUUAAAGUUUUACUAUGGUCAGGAAUUUGCCAAAUUAGGUUAUUAAUUUACUUACUAAAGUAUAAUUAUGGAUACUUAAAAUGAUAGCUUUAAUAAUUGCAUUCUGAAUUGUUUAUUAAAGGAAUAAAUAAUAUAAACUUGGUAGAGCAACAAUAGGUAUGCUAUUUUUAUUACCUUACCUCUGAGAAUCCAAGGCCUCCUGGUUCACAGUCUAUACAAUACCAGCAGACUAAUCAAGCCAUUGGUGGUCUCAAAGGGUGGCGAAUGGGGCAGCAGCCCAGGGCCCUUCGCUUGCAAAGGGCAGAAAUGAAAAACAUUACCUUCCUUCAGCAAUUGGCUAAAAAGGCCUCUCAAAGAUUUACAGCAUUAGUUAAAUUUGUCACCAUUUGAAACUACAAAUAUGUAUUAGAUAUAGUGAUAAGGUAAUCUAUUAUGAGGAUUAAAAGUUGUUAUUGUAAUGUAUGUGUAUCAUUGUGUGCUUGUUCAUUAAUGUUAGUUAUCAUAGUUAAUUAUUAAAUUCAAUAUGUAUAUAUCAAAUAUCAACAAGCAACAGUUGUAUAUUGAGCAUUGUAAUUGAGAUGUUUCUUUUGUUGAUAACAAUGUGUGGAUUAGUAUGAUUAUAUAAUUUUUGUGUUAAUACAUUAUAGUUUUUUCUUGCAAGAUUUGGUAUUUUUUUUAUAAAUUCACAGCUUUUUUUUUAUAAAUCAGAUCUGCCAUAAAAAGUUCUGGAGGUAUGAAAUUAGUAAUAAAAACACAAAAUAAGUUGUUACUCAUGGACAGGUUAAUUUAAUAUAAACGGAAAAAAUGAAUCACCUAAUGGUUUAUAAACAUAGUAUUCACGAAUUAACUUAAGUUUUCCCCCUUUUUAAAGGUAGAUUUAUCUGUUCUCACAUGAGGAGAUUAUUCCCACGAACUUUUUUGUGAAUGUAUGGCACUUACUUGCAAUCAAAUAUCGACUCAAUCUCUAAGCUCUAUGGUUGUAUUUCCAGACUGGAGCUACCGACAUGGAGCCUAGAGCAGUUGAAGAAGGCCGCCAUACAACUAAGAUUGAUGCGCCCGCGCAGCCUCGCCUGGGCGAUACUGUUAAACGCGCUGCCCCCUCUCAACGGCGAUAUUAUUACAAGCAUAAAAACUCACAGGAACUUUUACAACGAUUUAAAAUUGAAACUGUCAAUGGAUCCUCGAACUGUUAUUGGUGACGACCCCUCGCAAAACGAUGAGAGCGUGUGGAAACAACACUUCUGUGAUAAUGAGCUGAAGACGUUAAUACUACAAGACGUGGUGCGGACAUUCCCAGACGAACUGUAUUUUAGAGAUAAGGAUGUACAGGACACUAUGGUGCGGGUUUUGUUCUUCUGGGCCCGGUCACACUCGAAUGUGGGGUACCGGCAGGGCAUGCAUGAAGUACUAGCGCCGCUACUCUUCGAACUGUACUUAGAUAGGAAAUUCGCACCUAAUGAUAUUAGUGACAAAUUAAAGAUAAUAUUAGAUGAAGAAUAUUUGGAACAUGACAGUUUUAUGUUAUUCAGUGCGGUAAUGAAGGGUUUGGAGAAGUUCUACGUGACGGGAGAGGUGGCGCCCUCUGCCACCGGCCGCAUGCCCUCAGCUAGAACGAUACAUAAUCCAAAUGAAGUGAUCAAAUAUUUAGAAAGAGUGAAAGUGGAUUAUUUAUUGCCCAUAGACUACGAGCUAGUGUUUUUAGACCAGUGCAAUAUAUCUAUGGAACUUUUCGGAAUUCGAUGGCUCCGGUUACUUUUCGGCCGGGAGUUCCCCCGUUCAGAAUUACCCCACUUAUGGGGUUUCCUCUUUUGUGAUGGGCCGAUGUUACCAAACUUGCAUUACGUCAUCGUUGCCAUGUUGGUGUCAAUAAGGAACACAUUGCUGUCGGCGGGCGGCGGCGGCGCGCUGUGUGCGCUGAUGCGGCCGCUGUGGCUGUCGGCGGCGCACGUGGCGGCGCUGGCGCUGCACCUGCGCGCGCCGCACGACCACCCGCGC